CGGCUGGCGGCGGCGGGAGCGGGGCUGGCGCCGCAGGAGCAGACGUGCCGCAGGGCGGGGGACACGGCUGUCACCACGGAGUCCGCCAGUAGCAACACCGCGGCGGCCACCGCCGCUUCGCGGGCCGCGGGCGCCGGGGACCAGGCAACCUCACUACCCCCGCCCAGGAUGCAGCGCAGGAAGAGGAACGCGGGCAGCAGCUCGGAUGGGACGGAGGACUCGGAUUUCUCCACGGACCCCGAGCACACGGACAGCUCCGAGAGCGACGGCACCUCCCGCAGAUCCGCCCGCGUCACCCGCUCCUCGGCCCGCCUCAGCCAGAGCUCACAGGACUCCAGCCCGGUGCGCAGCGCGGCGCCGUUCGGGCCGGACGAGCCGGUGUACUCCACGCGCAGGGUGACCCGCAGCCAGCAGCAGCCAGCUCCUGUCACCCCCAAGAAAUACCCGCUGCGCCAGACCCGCUCCUCGGGCUCCGAGACCGAGCAGGCCGUGGACUUCUCGGACAGAGACACCAAGAACGCGGCCGAGCACGACGAGUCCCCGCCGCGCACGCCCACGGGCAACGCGCCCUCCUCGGAGUCGGACAUCGACAUCUCCAGUCCCAACGUGUCCCACGACGAGAGCCUGGCCAAGGACAUGUCCCUGAAGGACUCGGGCAGCGACCUCUCGCACCGGCCCAAGCGCCGCCGCUUCCACGAGAGCUACAACUUCAACAUGAAGUGUCCCACGCCCGGCUGCAACUCCCUGGGACACCUGACCGGGAAGCACGAGCGCCACUUCUCCAUCUCGGGGUGCCCUCUGUACCACAACCUCUCAGCAGAUGAGUGCAAGGUGCGAGCACAGAGCCGGGACAAGCAGAUUGAGGAGCGGAUGCUGGCCCACAGGCAGGAUGACAACAACAGGCACGCCACCAGGCACCAGGCCCCCACAGAGAGGCAGCUGCGCUACAAGGAGAAGGUGGCUGAGCUCAGGAAGAAGAGGAACUCGGGGCUCAGCAAGGAGCAGAAGGAGAAAUACAUGGAGCACAGGCAGACCUAUGGCAACACCAGGGAGCCUCUCCUGGAGAACCUGACCAGCGAGUACGACCUGGAGCUGUUCCGCAGGGCCCAGGCGCGCGCCUCCGAGGACCUGGAGAAGCUGAGGCUGCAGGGGCAGAUCACCGAGGGCAGCAACAUGAUCAAGACCAUCGCGUUCGGGCGCUACGAGCUGGACACGUGGUACCACUCGCCCUACCCCGAGGAGUACGCGCGCCUCGGCCGCCUCUACAUGUGCGAGUUCUGCCUCAAGUACAUGAAGAGCCAGACCAUCCUGCGCAGGCACAUGGCCAAGUGUGUCUGGAAGCACCCGCCGGGGGACGAGAUCUACCGCAAGGGCUCCAUCUCUGUCUUCGAGGUGGAUGGCAAGAAAAACAAGAUCUACUGUCAGAACCUGUGUCUGCUGGCAAAGCUUUUCCUGGACCACAAAACCCUCUAUUAUGAUGUGGAACCCUUCCUCUUCUACGUCAUGACAGAGGCUGACAACACUGGCUGCCACCUGAUUGGCUAUUUCUCCAAGGAGAAGAAUUCCUUCCUCAACUACAACGUGUCCUGCAUCCUGACCAUGCCCCAGUACAUGAGACAAGGCUAUGGCAAAAUGCUCAUUGACUUCAGCUAUUUGCUGUCUAAGGUAGAGGAGAAGGUUGGCUCCCCAGAGCGUCCCCUGUCCGACCUGGGCCUGAUCAGCUACAGGAGCUACUGGAAGGAGGUUCUGCUGCGGUACCUGCACAACUUCCAGGGCAAGGAGAUCUCCAUCAAAGAGAUCAGCCAGGAGACCGCUGUGAACCCCGUGGACAUCGUCAGCACCCUGCAGGCCCUGCAGAUGCUCAAGUACUGGAAGGGCAAACACCUGGUCCUCAAGAGACAGGACCUGAUUGAUGAGUGGAUCGCCAAGGAGGCCAAGAGGUCCAACAGCAACAAGACCAUGGAUCCCAGCUGCCUCAAGUGGACCCCUCCCAAGGGCACCUAGGUGUCCCCAGCAGCGUCCCCAGCAGAGGAGGAUGCGUGUGCUCGGCUCUGCAGUGUCCCCAGGGCGGGUCACCGGGCUGGCCUGGCCUGGCCCCGUGUCCCCACAGUUCUGAGGAACUCGGGGGGUUCGGCCUCAGUGAGGCCGCGAGGACUGGAGGGGUCUGGGAGCCCCGGGGAGCUGAGGAGCUCUGGCUGCUGGGCCUGUCCCUGUCCCUGCUGUCCUGCUCCGUCCCUCUGUCCCUCCUGCAGCUCCCCUGGGGCUGGGACAGCGCUGGAAAUGCUUCUGUGGGGCAGCCCUCCUCUGCCCCAUGCCUGGAAUAGCUGUAGUGGCAUCACUGCCCCUCUCCCAGCAGUUUUCCCUAGGACCCGGCAGAUCUUCACUUAGUUUCCUGUUGUACAGCCAGAAUUGCACCUCCUGCACACCUGAGGGAGUCCCUGGGUGUCCCUGCCACCCCUGCUGGAGCCACCACAGCCCUGCUGGAAGCACCUCUGGAUAGAAUUCCCAUUUUUUCCUGGUGUGUAUCUCGUGGAAUUGCUGAGUUCCUGUACAUAAAGCACCCGCUGAGUGUAUUCCCCUGGAGAUGUUUUUCCCAGAGCAGCCUUCCUGGAACUGCAGGUCCCUUUUUAUUGGAGCUGUUUUCCCCUCCAGGCUGAAGGAAUCCGAACUUUGGCCUUUUCCAAAGAGCCACAGGAACUCCCAGCCCCAAUUCCAGGAGCUGUUGGGCUGCUGUGCUGUGGGAGGGAUGGAAUCCCUGGUAGAGCAAAAAAAAAAAAAAAAAACAAAAAAAAACCCCAAAAAAAAGCUUUGAUUCCUCCCUCCCAUCAGCAGAAAUAUCCCAAAAUGGGCUCCCAGUAAAACCACUGUCCUUGUGCCACCCAUCCCUGGGUGGCUCCAUUGUCACUGACAGAGGGACAGCCUGGGAAGGGCUGAAUUCCCUGGUCCCAGGGCUGAUUUCAGUGAUCCCAGGGCUGAUUUUGGUGAUCCCAGUGCUGAUCUGUGACCCCAGUAUUGAUCUCAGUGGUCCCAGUGCUGAUUCCUCCAUCCCAGUGCUGAUCUCAGUGAUCCCAGGGCUGAUUUGUGAUCUCCAGUGCUGGAUUCCCUGUUCCCAGUGCUGAUUUCCUCCAUUCCAGUGCUGAUUUCCUGAUCCCAGGGCUGAUUUCAGUGAUCCCAGUGCUGAAUUUCUCCAUGCCAGUGCUGAUUCCCUGAUCCCAGUGAUCCCAGUGCUGGAUUCCCCGUUCCCAGUGCUGAUUUCAGUGAUCCCAGGGCUGAUUUCAGUGAUCCCAGUGCUGGAUUCCCUGUUCCCAGUGCUGAUUUCAGUGAUCCCAGUGAUCCCAGUGCUGCAUUCCCUGUUCCCAGUGCUGAUUUCCUGAUCCCAGGGCUGAUUUCAGUGAUCCCAGUGCUGGAUUCCCUGUUCCCAGUGCUGAUUUCCCCCACCCCAGCGAUUCCUCACGGAGCAGGGUGUGAAAUGAAGCACUCCUGGGAAGGUGGGAGCCAUUCCCAGUAACCACUGCCCCAUCCUGGCUGGAGAAGCUCCCUCCUGGUUCCCUCCUGUCCCCUGCCUUUCUCGUGGAGCCCCAGAGCACCUCCACCCCCUCGGUGCUCACCGUGGGCCUCGUGGGCAUUACUGUCCCUGCUGUCCCUGCUGUCCCCAGCUCAGAUCCCAGGGAUGUCCCAGCAGGGCUCCUGCUCCCCUCCCUGCUGGGCUCUGCUGCUCCUGUGCCCACUCCUCAAUAAAAGCAUGUUCCUGCUGCA
This is a messenger RNA of Melospiza melodia melodia, 3756 nucleotides long. RefSeq names its product lysine acetyltransferase 7 (gene KAT7). The record is from RefSeq and is a predicted model, not a curated record. Bases 169 to 2004 code for a protein of 611 amino acids. Gene Ontology annotation, cellular component: nucleus; chromatin. Gene Ontology annotation, molecular function: histone acetyltransferase activity; zinc ion binding; transcription coregulator activity. Gene Ontology annotation, biological process: positive regulation of transcription by RNA polymerase II; negative regulation of DNA-templated transcription. Lineage: Eukaryota; Metazoa; Chordata; Aves; Passeriformes; Passerellidae. The transcript is spliced from 15 exons.